CGGGCGAACGGCGGAUCACAUGAUAUCGCGGCUUUCAUUUUCCCCACCAUGGCAGCUGUUGCUAAGUCCAUGUAACGGGAUUCUGAUCACAUUUUCCAGUCGAAUCUUUUUGUCUAUACUAAGCACCACCGGACGCAACUAACUUACUCGUGGAAAAAAGUGUUUAGGCCUUAUUCCAACUCUUCACCUCAACCAGGUACCACCGAUUUUUUUUCCAUUUUUGUGAGCCAUACAAAGUUUCACCGCAGCGCUUGUAUUUCUACAUACCUUCUAUCAUGUCUUCAGUCAAGGGACACUCCCCACUCGUUCAGUUGCUUCUCAAAUCGCCAGUUUUCAAACUUUUGCGGUCGGUCAGAUACUUGAUCAAGCUUCUUUCGUCCAAGCAGUUCUACCUCAACGUGGACCACAUCUUCCGUGACCCGACGGGGUUGGACUACACCCUUUCCUUCUUGGCAUAUUCCAUGAUGUUUGUGUCGCAGGUGAUCCUCAACAAGUCUUACAUCAAGAAGACGGUAUUGCAGGGGUACAGAAACGUUGCUAAGGCGGUUUCCAAUGAUACCAAGGACGCUACACCACCCAAAGAGGCGACCCAGGAAGACGCUCCAGCCACUGAUGUAUCAUCGAAACAAAUCGUGUUAGCCACUAAGCUCCAGCUUGUAUCGUCAUACGUUUCCGAUAUCAGAAUCUUCAACCGUAUGUGGGCCUGUAUCCCAAUGAUUCCGUGGGGGGUUGACCUUAUAAAGGAAUCCAACACUUUGCCGUGGUCUAACCCCGAUCGUUUAAUCAACUACGCACAGGUGUUUAACGGUAUCGUGCUCCAAUUCUUGGAGAAUGUGGGGUUUGUGGGUGACCACUCGUUCACGACUCAAUCGGAAUCUUUCUCGCUCUGGGCCAACCUCUGGUGUGGGCGCCUUUGGGCCGCCUACGUUGUUUUGGACAUUGUGCAAUUGGCCAAGGUGCCAACAAAGCAGAGAGACAGACGCUGGGUGAACACCCUUGUGUACCAAUUGGCGAAUGUACCACUCACUAUCCAUUGGUCAUUGGAAGAGGGAUUGAUUAACCGUACCCUGGUGGGGUUCUUUGGUGCUUUGGGUGCUUUCUACAAGGUCAGAGACUUCUGGGGCGCUGUUGGUGAUGGUUGCUGAGGUAUAGAUCGAUGCUUUUACGACAAAAGUUUUGAAUCACACCGCUUCACCGACGAUAAGCAAUAAUACUCUUCUGGUGCAUUGCCCCGAUGUUUUUUUAUACGUAUGGCUAAACCAUUUUACUUUCCGAUAGGUUUCAUUGAAGUCGACUUUUUCCCCACCUACCAAAGUUUAUGCCUGUCUGGUGUUACUGGUUUGACACCCCUAGUGGGCUGCCAGAAUAAACUUAUUAUUCGCACGCCUUGUGAAUCGCAAAAUACACUACAUAUUUAUGUUUUAUUUACACUAUACACUU
This is a messenger RNA of Babjeviella inositovora NRRL Y-12698, 1440 nucleotides long. RefSeq names its product Cso99p (gene CSO99). The coding region runs from base 276 to 1145 and encodes 289 amino acids. The transcript has a single exon. NCBI's taxonomy places the organism in Eukaryota, Fungi, Ascomycota, Pichiomycetes, Serinales. The record is from RefSeq and is a predicted model, not a curated record.